Messenger RNA from Loa loa (African eye worm), 2825 nucleotides. RefSeq names its product 6-phosphofructokinase. The coding region runs from base 10 to 2586 and encodes 858 amino acids. Gene Ontology annotation, biological process: canonical glycolysis; fructose 6-phosphate metabolic process; fructose 1,6-bisphosphate metabolic process. The transcript is spliced from 14 exons. Gene Ontology annotation, cellular component: cytoplasm; 6-phosphofructokinase complex. The record is from RefSeq and is a predicted model, not a curated record. NCBI's taxonomy places the organism in Eukaryota, Metazoa, Nematoda, Chromadorea, Rhabditida, Onchocercidae. Gene Ontology annotation, molecular function: identical protein binding; fructose-6-phosphate binding; AMP binding.
UUCCAGAAUAUGGCAACACAACCUGAACAAAAAUCUGCUACUUCAAUCCCGACUUCGCAAACUGCCGUUUUGCCUUCUACACAACCAACAACAGUCCCACCUCCGGAAUUCGUGAAGCCAUUUGAGCUAAAUGCAGCUAUCGCUCCGAACACUGCUGCAAAUGACGAUGAGCUGGGUCCUCUGAAGGAAAUAUCCGCUCGUGGAAAAAACUUCUCAAAAGCUCGAUCAGAUUCCAUAAUACCAACAGAAGGUCAUGAGGGUAUCAUAAUUGCCCCAAAGCUCUAUAAGGGACAAGCAGUUGCUGUGUACACGAGUGGUGGUGAUGCUUCUGGAAUGAAUAGCGCAGUACGAUCAGUUGUCCGGAUGGGACUUUACCUCGGUUGUCGAGUAUAUUUCAUUUAUGAAGGUUACCAAGGUAUGGUCGACGGUGGGGAAUAUAUCAAGGAAGCUGAGUGGGAUUCCGUAUCAGAUAUUAUCCAAAAAGGCGGCACUAUAAUUGGUUCGGCUCGUUGUAAAGAUUUCCGCGAACGGCCAGGUCGGCUUCGUGCUGCUGAAAAUCUUAUCAAGAAACAAAUUACUAAUUUAGUAUGCAUUGGAGGUGAUGGCUCAUUGACGGGUGCAAAUUUAUUCCGACAGGAAUGGCCAAGUUUAGUUCAAGAAUUGCUCAUAUCUGGCAAAAUUACUCAGCAAGAAAGCGAAUCAUGCAAAAAUAUCCAGAUUGUUGGCCUUGUGGGUUCCAUUGAUAAUGAUUUCUGUGGCACCGAUAUGACGAUCGGUACUGAUACUGCGCUUCAACGAAUUAUUGAGGCUAUCGACUCUGUGGUGUCAACUGCGCACAGUCAUCAACGUACUUUCGUUAUUGAGGUAAUGGGCCGACAUUGCGGUUAUUUGGCACUUGUAGCUGCUUUAGCAUCUGAAGCAGAUUUCUGCUUUAUUCCCGAAUGGCCGGUACCGGUGGAUUGGCCUACAGUACUGUGUCAGAAGCUACAUUUAAUGCGACAUGAAGGAUCACGACUGAAUAUUAUCAUAGUUGCCGAAGGAGCACUGGAUCGGGAUGGCAAGCCGAUUACAGCCAAUCAGGUGCAAAAUGUAGUAAAAGAAAGAUUGCAAUAUGAUACACGUGUAACCGUGCUGGGUCAUGUGCAACGUGGUGGUAGUCCAUCUGCUUUUGAUCGACUUCUUGGAUGUCGAAUGGGUGCUGAAGCUGUGCUUGCACUGAUGGAAAUGACCCCAACAUCGGAGCCAUGUGUUGUGUCCAUUGAUGGUAACGCCAUUGUCCGAGUACCGCUCAUGCAGUGUGUUCAUCGCACCCAAGCCGUUCAAAAAGCCAUGGAAACGCACGAUUGGGACACAGCCGUGAAAUUGAGAGGGCGAAGUUUUCAGAGGAAUCUAGAAACUUAUCGCCUGUUGACAAAAUUAGAACCCAAAAGCGAUGUGCCAUCGAAUGAGCCAUCAUAUAAUGUCGCCGUGAUAAAUGUUGGAGCACCUGCAGGAGGAAUGAAUGCAGUGGUGCGUUCAUUCGUUCGUAUGGGCAUUUAUCGUCGUUGCAAAGUGUAUGGUGUUAAAAAUUCAUUUGAAGGGCUAGCUAAUGGCGAUCUAAAAGAAAUGUCAUGGAAAGAUGUGAAUGGUUGGGUCAUGUAUGGUGGGUCAUUCUUGGGUACUCAGAAACAACUACCAGAAAAGAAUAUGAGCCAGGUUGCGGCAACAUUGGAAAAAUUCAAAAUUCAUGGAUUACUGAUGGUCGGAGGUUUUGAGGCUUAUCAUUCUUGCUUGAUGCUUUCACACGCUCGUAAUCAAUAUCCAUCACUUCGUAUUCCACUUUGCGUAAUACCUUGCACUAUCAGUAAUAACGUACCCGGUACAUCGAUUUCAUUGGGUUCCGAUACAGCAGUUAAUGAAAUUUGUGCAGUGAUUGAUAAAAUUAAGCAAUCUGCAACGGGCACUAAAAAACGCGUAUUUAUUGUGGAAACAAUGGGCGGAUAUUGUGGAUAUCUGGCGACUCUUUCAGCUCUCGCAUCAGGAGCUGAUAAUGCUUAUAUAUUUGAAGAGAAAUUCGAUGUUAGUGAUAUCAUUGAAGAUGUUAAGGUCAUUGCCCGGAAAAUGCGUACUGGUGUACAGCGAUACCUCAUUGUUCGUUGUGAAUUGGCUAACAAAAAUUAUACUACACAGUUUGUUAAUCAACUUUUUUCGGAAGAAGGCAGAGGACAAUUCUCAACAAGAAUCAACGUGCUAGGACAUGCACAACAGGGUGGUAAUCCGGCACCAUUUGACCGCAAUAUGGGUACGAAACUUGCUGCAAACGCUCUUGAAUUUAUUUUAGCUCAAGCAAAGAAGUAUACUGAUCCGGUAAGUGGAGUGACCAAUGCAACUACUGUGGACAGCGCUACGCUUCUUGGUCUAGAGGAUCGAAGAAUGGUAUUUACACCAGUUGAAGAAUUGGCUCAAGUGACCGAUUUUGAGCAUCGUUUACCGAAAAAUCAAUGGUGGAUGAGAUUACGACCGCUAUUGAGAAUAUUGGCCAAGCAUGAUUCCACAUAUGAAACAGAAGCGUUUGCUGUGACAGAUGUCGAGAAUGAACUUGACUAAGUACCACAAAUCUGGGCUUUUUAUAUGUUCCAAAAACUUCUCACACUUGGCUUGAUUUCUGCUAAUACUUAAAGUAUCGGUUAUCAUUGUUCAAGCCGUCCAGUUUUGCUGUUCAUUACGUUUUUCUUCAUCAAUGAGUCUUACUCUAAAUAUUGAGCAGUUUACAUUAACCGUGCAAAUACUAUUAGUUUAAAAUUUAUAAACCUUUGAUUACGGUUAUCUUACUAAUAUCAUUGCUG